AUGUUUGAUGACGAGUCUCCGUCCAUGGGCCACGCCCCGACCCCAGAACCCCAUUGCGACACGAGUCGCAGGCCCCGCAAGGCCGACCUCACAUCUCAUUCAAAACCAGACGACUGCUGUCUACCCAUCGAGGAACAGCCCAAACAUGCCUCACAAAAGCACCUGUGCUCGUUCAAUCUAUGCCUCACAUGGGCUCGUCGCUCACUAUUCGCUCUGCUCCUAUCUGCCUCCGUGUUAUGGCCUGAUGACCAUUUCGGCUGA
Molecule: messenger RNA, 261 nt
Organism: Dothidotthia symphoricarpi CBS 119687
Lineage: Eukaryota; Fungi; Ascomycota; Dothideomycetes; Pleosporales; Dothidotthiaceae
Exons: 2
Coding region: 1-261 (86 amino acids)
Source: RefSeq, a predicted model, not a curated record